Eutrema salsugineum is the source of this 1002-nucleotide messenger RNA. RefSeq lists its product as uncharacterized. Lineage: Eukaryota; Viridiplantae; Streptophyta; Magnoliopsida; Brassicales; Brassicaceae. The record is from RefSeq and is a predicted model, not a curated record. The coding region runs from base 1 to 1002 and encodes 333 amino acids. The transcript is spliced from 3 exons.
AUGAAUUCAACAACAAGGAAUCUCUACAGGGCAACUGAGCCGGAAUACCUAGAAGAUGGAACUCGUAAGGUAACAAUUCCUCAACAUGUCUUGUUACAAGGAUUAGAGAACCAGAAAGAAAUAACUAUUACGAAGCUUGGUGAAUCAAAUUAUCUAUUCCAUAUGCCAGAUGAAUCCACUAGGUCUUGGGUUCUCCAGCGAGGACUUUGGCAUGUUGAUGAUUGCCUAAUGUUUGUUGCUUCUUGGACCCCAGAAGCUUCCCUUGCUAUUCCUGAGAUUAAAACCAUUCCUGUUUGGGUAACCUUGAAGAACAUACCCAACAGCUUAUAUUCUAUCCCAGGAAUAAGUCACAUUGCAUCGGGUUUAGGUGCUCCCAUGGCAACUCACAAGCCUCGGUUGGAUCCCAUUCUCAUGGGUGAAGCAAAGAUCUUAGUUGAAGUUGAGUUGACUAAAACUUUUCCAACCCGAAUAGCUGCUGAUGAUUUGAAUGGGUUUAUUUCAAUGGUUGAUGUGGAAUAUGCAUGGUUGCCUUCUAAAUGCGGUAGAUGUGGUCAAUUGGGACACAAGGUUAAGUGUUGCUUACAAGAAGAAAACGUCUCAAAUGUAGUUGAUAACACAACUAAAGAAACUGUUUUGAUGAUUGACUUGGAUGUGGCCGGAGUCUCCAACUCUGCCCCGAUCUCUGCUCUAAAUCACUCAAGCUCAGCUCCUGCCAUAACAUAUCAAGCCCCUCUUUCAACUACCAGCAAUAAUGUCAUUGAGUCUUCUUUUUUGGAGGCUGCUCGUUCUAUGAAUGCUCAAGCAAAAUCUACUGUCCAGAGGGAAAGUAUGAGAUUAGCUGAGCUUGAUUUGGGUUCUAAUAAGUUUGCCUCCUUGAUUUCUCAUGAAGAAGGAAAAGACUCGUCUGAUUCCAAAAAUAAUUCGGAUUCGAUGGAUUUUAUGACACCUUUCGGGGAAGAGAAUUCUUCGAAAAAGACCGGUGAAACCAUCAACAAAGGCUAA